CUGGUCUCCACUUAUUAACAUAUUACGAAUUUACAUCGAAUUGUUUUAAAGUUUUUCCACUACUUUUACAGUAAUUUAUUUAUUUUUUCCGUCAAAAAAAAGAAACAAAACCCAAAAUUUCCAUCGGAAAGUAAAAAACAACCACUUCAGUUGCAAUGUAAAUAGGAAAAUUGUAUAUUCAAACAAAUGAUAAUUCAAAAAAUGACUCCGAAAAAUCUGAAACUAGGCGGAAAAUGCGCCCAAACUGAAACACCCAAAUUUUCUUGUUGCUUCUUUCUUAAUGUAAAAGCUGAAAAAGGUUUACUUGGCUGACGAGCUAAGAUCAAAAGAUGGUAGAGGCUAAUAUUAAUCGAUAAAUGAGCACCCUUCUCGUUCACCUUCCAGGGUGAAUUAAGUUAUACCCAAUCUUACCUGCAGCAGAUACGAUUUUUCGGAUAAAUUUGAACGCUUUCAGGUGUGGGAGUUCUACGAGAAAAUUUCACUGUUGGUUUUUUCUUAACCUCAAGUUGGGGGAACAGUAUGACAUUGUAUGGCCUUGCUAUUAGGUUUUGGUACAAGUAGAAAAACAUGUCUCGUAUUUUAUGAAGGAAGUUCCUUAGAUAUAGAUAGCUAACGACAAAGUAGUUCCAAUAAGUAUCGUAUUGAAUGAAGAUAACGUGCAUAUCUGUAAGUAGUUUUUUACAGACUAUGUUCAAUCCGUAAGCUAUGCUUUAAUCUUCUACUUUAAUAUUCAGUAAAAUUAGAAGUGUUUCAAAAAUUCUUCAUAAAAUGCAAAUUUCUCGUAGCCCGCACGUUUGUAUAAGUGUAUAACCUGUCUUACCCUAGUUAUUUUUUCUCUGUUUAAGUGUAUAGUUAAUCUUUACUCACUCUUCUUUUCUCUAACAAAAAGCCGUACCUAACGCUAUCCCUGCUAUGAGUUCCUGUUUCUUACUGCUCUUGAUUCUUCUUUGUUUACUUUAUGUCAAACAGAAUUAACUCCAGAUGGGAAUGUCACGGUUCCGGUUUUUAGGCUUUCAAGUUGUGUACCCAAUCAGUUUACGAUAAUUUUGCUUUUUUCAUUUCACCAUUUACCGUCUUUUGUAUUAAUAGCCCGAUGAUAAUCACUCUCAAUUUUUUUUUUUUUCAUCUCGUUAAACGAAUGGUUCGGUUUUUUGGAGACCGUCAACUGUAAAAGACCUUGAACUAAUGCUCUCUCGCUGAUAGUUGUUUCGUGACGAAUUUUAAACUCUAGUGUAGAAUAUUUGUAAAAAAGUUGAAUUUGAGAAGAGCCUGUAGUAUUUUAUUCACUCGAAUUAUUUAUGAAGCAAACCAAAAUUUUACUUUGUAAACCGCUUUGGCUAGUGUUCUGAAGAAGUUUACGCCGAGGCUCAAAAAAGUUAUGGUAGCCGUACUCGAAAAGUUCCAAGUCUUAUUACUUUUGGACUCAACAGGCAUUUCAAAAUAAGGGAAUUGACAUUAUCCAAAGACAAAGAAUUUUCCGAGGCGAACAAAGUAUUUUUAGCAAAGUGUGUUGAUUUAAAACGGCGAAAUAAAAGUCUCUUCUUUCACAGAGGUGACAAAAAGCGCUCGAUAUGUGUGCAAAUAAGGUGUGUCUUCUUGCAACUUUUUUUUUUUGCGAAAUGUUCAAGACAACAAUUAUUGAAUUCGGUUUUCGCAUGAUAUUGUGAAUUAUCGAAACCUCGUGUCUGCGUUUUCUAUCUCAGCCUUCGGCUUCAGCAGAUAACUCAGUCCUCGGUCUUGAUAAUCAGCCACAAUAUCAUGCUUAACCUCAUCCAAUAAUUGCAUAAUAUCAAAUAAUUUUAGAUUGGGCACAGUAAGAUCAUCAAAAAUUCUUCACCCUCCUGAAAAGGAAGAAAUUCAAAUGAACUUUUAAAAAUUUAAAAGAUUGGUGAGUAAAACUGAAAGGUCAAAUCGUCGGAUAUGGUUUACAUAUUAAGAUCAACUGACAAAGGGGUACAUUAUCGUUUAAUCCCUUAAGUAAAGCUUCGUAGAAACUGAAAGCCGGAAAAAUCACGUGAAAAAUGCUUGAGGAUCGAAGCGGAUAUAUAUGAUACGAAAUACGCCAGAUAACAAUAUCGGUCGGAUUUAAAGGGUUUGAACGUUAUCAACUCAGUAUUUUGCUAAGGAAAUCUCAAGAUUGGGUACGAUAAAAUCAAUUUAUGGCUGCUGUAAACACUCUGGAAGAAGGCAAACUAGAAACUUCAAAGGAUGUAGAAGCUGGAGGAAGCGAAGGAGGAAGUAAACAGAAGAAAGAAAACCUUCCACAGAGUGGCAAAGGUCCUCUGCAUUUUUUAAAGAGAAAAUUGAAGUUCGAAAGUCUUAAAAGGACAUUCAACCCAGUGCUUCAAGACAAUUCCAUAACUCUUAGAAACGUCUUCGUCGCUGCUUCGACCUACGGUCUGGAAAGACUGUUGAACGCAGGAGUAUUCCACUGUCCUGACAACGGCUAUCGAAAGUAUGGAUUCGCGUUCUUAUUCGGCCCUGUUUUUAUCCUGUUCUGCGUAAAUCUCUUGGUCAUCGGCGAUGUAUGGAAUCUGUCGUCCCGGAUGUACGUGAAGCGUUACAGGAGACGAGGUGAAUUAAAAGCUAGGGUUUUACCGAGCAUCUUAAAAGCCUGUGUCGGACCGGCGGUGUGGUUGAUUGUUGCCUUUUUGGAUGAAGAUUUUUACUUAUGCGCCACGAUUGGGCCACAUCCACGGAAAGAAAUGAUGCAACAUGAAAAGGACGUUUUGGACCGGAAGCGGAUGGUGGACGAGUGUAAGAGCCAAUCACAUUUAUUGGCAUGGGUCAUAUUAGUCACGCUUGUUGCUCUUGGAACUGUGAUGAUAAUCUGCAGGCGUUAUUACCUUAAAGACAAUCUUCUCAUGGAAAAUCUUUAUUUUUUUGAAAGAAGAGAGGCGCUAAGCGCACAGAAGACGUUUAAAGAAUGUAUGAACGCGGGGAAGCCGUUUACAGAACGAAUGGGAGGUCCUGGUAAAGAGCCUGACCUCGACAAUGAUCCGAGAGUGAAUAAACACGGCAAAAAAGAUCAUGAAAAAGUUACCCUUUAUGAAGAUGGAAUUCCCGAAACAAUAGGAAGGAAAACAGUAGAGGAAAUGUUUGAAGGAUACAGAGUUGACGAAUGGAAAAGCGUCGAUAAAUGGCACUACAUCAUGCCGUACGAAGCCUUUAAGGAAAAGUACCCUCGUAUUUCCACAGGGAGUCCACUUGAUCCUUGGGUAGUGGUACAGGGAAAUGCUUGCGACUCAAAAACUCAGAAGAAAAGCCGUGGCUCAAAUUGUUCCUCGACCGAUUCAGUAGAUAGAGUCAAACCAGCUUCCCAAAGAGGCGAUGUUCAGGAAGCGAAAGAGUGAAUAUUGCUAAACAGACGGAUUCAUCCAACUGCUCUCCACUCAUUAACUUCUUAAGAGUUUAUAUCGUUUCUUUUUUUUUCAGUUACUUCAUCUUUUUUACGAUAACUUCGUUUUUACCAUUGAAAGAACAAAAACCAAAAUUUCCAUUGGAAAAUAAAAAAAAGGACCACUUCAAAUAGUUGAAAUGUAAAUAGAAAAAUGGUCUAUUCCACCAAAUGAUUUUUCAGAACGUCCAUAAUUCACCACUGAAAAGUCUGCAUCUGAGCGGAAAAUGCGCUCAAAGAAGCGAAGCGCUCUAUUUCUUGUUAUUUGUUUCUUGAUGACAAAGCGGAAAAAGAUUUACUUGGCCGACAAGUCAAGAUCAAAAAAUGGUAAAAGCUAAUCGACUAAGUGCAUCCUUUCGUUCGCCUUCUAAGGUCUAUCAAGUUAUACCCAAUUUUAUCUGAGAGUUCUUCGUGCGAAUUUCAACGUUGGAUGUGUUUUUAAUUUUCCUCAAGUUGGGAGCACAAUAUGACACUGUGGCACUGUUAUUUGGAUUUGCUACAGGUACAAAAACAGAUCUCGUAUUUAAUAAAGGUAGUUCCUUAGACAUAAAUUGAGUAAUGAAUAAAGAUUACACGUAUAUGUGUUGGCAUUUUUAACA
Messenger RNA from Stylophora pistillata, 3996 nucleotides. RefSeq lists its product as uncharacterized. Lineage: Eukaryota; Metazoa; Cnidaria; Anthozoa; Scleractinia; Pocilloporidae. The record is from RefSeq and is a predicted model, not a curated record. Gene Ontology annotation, cellular component: plasma membrane. Gene Ontology annotation, molecular function: monoatomic cation channel activity.